GCUUCUGGCCUCAACAUAUCAUUAGAGGGCCACCUAGCCGACUCGCUGCGCCCUCUCCUUGGGCUGCUCCCGAGUUCUCUUGCGACUGAACUCAAACAGCUGUCAAAGCAUGCUCUGGUACGCACCAUACCGUACGCCCUCCUUGCCGCCAUCUCGAAAUGGGCCCGUACCCCGGAUGCAGAGCAUGCAAUGAGUAGCCACGAGCCCCCUCUUCGUGUACAGGAUUAUUCCAUGGUUGCGCUGCUCGCCGGAACCCGAACCAACCCAGAACGUACAUAUCCUACGUUGUCGACCCCUUCUGCGGAUGAUCAAACGUCGCAUACUCGAGAAUUGGGGGAUCGACGUGCCGUCACUGCGGUUGUCAAUGCGCUCCUCAGCGUCGGCGGUGCCGGGAUAGCUACGUGGUGGGCGGCAGGUCGUCUGUCAUGGAGAGAUGAGUGGAAAGUGCUACUGGGGUUGUCGGUAGCAAUUUUGGUGGCAAGCUCCGAGGCUCUCUUGUAUCUGAUAUGGGAAAACCGGCGA
Dichomitus squalens LYAD-421 SS1 is the source of this 522-nucleotide messenger RNA. RefSeq lists its product as uncharacterized. Gene Ontology annotation, biological process: vacuolar proton-transporting V-type ATPase complex assembly. Lineage: Eukaryota; Fungi; Basidiomycota; Agaricomycetes; Polyporales; Polyporaceae. The annotation marks the transcript as partial. The record is from RefSeq and is a predicted model, not a curated record. The transcript is spliced from 3 exons.